This is a messenger RNA of Papilio polytes (common Mormon), 1360 nucleotides long. Its product is annotated as odorant receptor 94b-like. Bases 149 to 1312 code for a protein of 387 amino acids. Lineage: Eukaryota; Metazoa; Arthropoda; Insecta; Lepidoptera; Papilionidae. Gene Ontology annotation, biological process: sensory perception of smell; detection of chemical stimulus involved in sensory perception of smell. Gene Ontology annotation, molecular function: olfactory receptor activity; odorant binding. Gene Ontology annotation, cellular component: plasma membrane. The record is from RefSeq and is a predicted model, not a curated record. The transcript has 5 exons.
CUUAAUAUUGGUACUUACAUUUAUAUUUUUUGUAAAUUAGAUAAGAAAACAAAAGCAGCGUGGGCACUCAAAAUGCCCAAAGCCGAGAGAAAAGCAUAAUGAUUUGGUAACCUUUGUAUGGCAAUCACUAAGGAACGCUGGCUUGUUUAUGAACCCAAUUACGGGUGGGAUACACUGGCUAGCCAAUGUUGCAGGAGCUAUUUUCUUUGCCGCUACUAGUAUGCAAGUCGUUGAAUUAAUUCUUGCCAAAGACGAUCCUAAACGCCUUUUCGAAUGCUUCAGCGUUCUCUCGUUUUGUGGCAUGGGCAUUAUCAAAUUAAUCUCAUUACGACGUAACGAAAAGUCAUGGCGUUAUCUCCUUAACGAGUCAGCACAACUCGAAAUAGAAGAAUUGAAAGAAGAAAGAAAUCCAUCACCUCUCGAAUAUGACUCGGAUAAUGAAAAUAAUAUCAUUGUAUCUAAAUAUGCUAAACGUUACAGCAAAUCGUUUAAAUUCACAUUUACGCUGCUACCGAGAAUAUACAGUUUUACGGCGAUAAUAUUUAUUGUGUCACCUUUUAUUCAAUACGCGCUGUGGCAAUUGAAAGGUCAGAAAACUGUCGACUACCCACAUAUACUGCCAGUAUGGGUCCCGUUUGCUGAAAGGAGUAUAUUUUGGUACAUAUUAAGCGUUACACUGGAGACUAUUGCGGCAAUUUAUUGUGUGUGUGUGCACAUCGCCUUCGACCUUACAAUAGUCGGUCUGAUGAUAUUUAUACAUGGACAGUUUUCUCUGCUACACGCCAAAAGCGAACAAAUAGCCAGCAGCGGCAAAGAAUGUACUCUGAGCAGUGCAAGAGACGUUCGCGCACAUAUGAGAAUAAAAAAUUGUCACCGUUUCCACAUUGCACUUAUACAGAUAGUAAAACAGCUUAAUCUGUUGACAAAGAACAUUUUGGGAUUUUACUUCUGGUUGGCGACGGUCACAUUGUGCUCCGUCGCGGUGCAACUUAAAUCUGAUUUGAGCACCACUCAACUGAUAUCUUUACUUCAAUACAUGGGCGCUACACUCACACAACUAUUUCUUUAUUGUAAUUACGGCGACUCCGUUUUAAAUAUGAGCUCAGCUGGUAUAGGCAGGGGUCCUCAGGGGUCGGCAUGGUGGUGCCUAAGCCCGCGUGUCCGCAAGGAGCUGCUUCUCCUCAUGAUGGGCAUGUCGCGGCGCUAUCAGCUGUACGCCGGACCAUUCUUUUCACUAAAUUUGCCGUCUUUUAUACAGAUCGUCCGCACAGCAUAUAGCUAUUACGCAGUGCUUCGGCAAAAGUCUACAUAAAGCAGACCUUGUUAUAAGACUUUUAAUGUUUAACACACACCUUAGCUG